UCGAAACGGACGCGUUGCGCUCGGCUAACGGCAAAUAACAGAAUAACGGUUAAGAUACACCCCACGUUCGUAAAUUGGAUACUACCAUAAAUCUUGAACUGUUUUAUCAAAUAUUUUAUAACUCGUUUCUGUGCAUUUGUGUAAUUUUAAGAGUUAUACAGCGAUCAACUAUUAAGAUAGAAAUAAACAUUUCCAAAAGACAUUGAUCGUAUUUAAAGUUAUUGUGCAAUUUUAUAGUUGGUUGAGUGACAUGUUUCUAAUGGAAUACAAAAAUAAGUUGUUUUAAGGUGUAACUAAAAAAAGAAUCAACUGCUCAAAACAAGAGCUCGAGGAGCAGCAGUACCACCUGAUAAUUACCACCUGCAGCCCCAUCGGAGUUCCGCCCCAAUCAUGACGAGCAUCUCGGCGCUGCUCCACCGGAGCCACAGCCACAGCAAUGGGUACACGAGCAGCGGGAGUAGCAAUCACAGCCACAGCAGCAGUCUCUCACCGCAGUUGCCCGGCAUCAGUUUGGGUUUGGGAAUGGCCAGUGGUUUGGGCAUGGGCUUGGGCACGGGAUCGGGAGCGGGAAGCAGCACCCCACCACCGCCGCCAGCUGACCUCGCCGUUCCACCAUCGGUUGCUGGUCCUGUGGCGCCCAAAAUGCAACACCACCAUCAGUCCCACCAUCACCAUCUGGCCAAUUCGAAUGCCAACUCCCACGCCCACUCGAAUUCAAAUUCUGGAUCCCAUCACAGCCACGACCACAUUAAGCGACCAAUGAACGCUUUCAUGGUCUGGUCGCGGGGGCAGCGUCGCAAAAUGGCCCAGGACAAUCCAAAAAUGCACAAUUCCGAAAUAUCGAAGCGCCUGGGCGCCGAGUGGAAAUUGCUCACCGAAGGACAGAAGCGUCCAUUCAUCGACGAGGCAAAGCGAUUGCGGGCCCUGCACAUGAAAGAACAUCCCGACUAUAAGUAUCGACCACGUCGCAAGCCCAAGACGCUGAACAAGUCACCAGUGCCAGGUGGAAAUGGUGGAGCUGGUGGUGGUGGUGCUAAUGGUGCUGCCAAUGGUGUUUCCGGUCCUGGAGGCCCGGGAUCGGCUGGCUCCCCCAAGGACAUGCAGCCCCAGUUGUCGCCCUUGGGUCAGUCGAUGCCCCAUCUCCACGGACAUCCCCACCAGUCUUCCUAUCCACCGCAUCCGCACCACCCGCAUCCCCAUCCACAUCACGUCCAGCUGGCCGCCGCCACUCUGAGUGCCAAGUACGGAUUCGGAUCGCCGCUGGAGCUGUCCCUGCCCCGCCUGCCGAACGCCUUCCCCGGCCUCGCCCACUAUCCGCUGGAUCCCACGCUGGCCCUCGACCUCCAGGCCCGCCUCCAGGCGAUGUACGCCGGCACCAUCUACCACCCAUGGCGGUAUCUGCCGCUGAUCAGUCCGGAGACACCGCCUUCCCCGCCCAGCAGCAGUGGCACCGGCAUCUCCUCCUACGGAUGCGUCAAGUCGGAGAAGUCAUCCCCGAACGGAGUGGUGGCCAGCACGGUCAGUACGCCCAACAUCAUUUGACCGACUCCAUUGCGCUUCGGCGCCGGCACCUCCUCCUCCGCUGAGCAUGUGGUUUAGGAUGGAACUAUCCACAUAGAGAAUCCACUCGGGAGUCCACACCGUUCCCCAGAGGAUCCAUCUUGGAAUCGGCCACUUGGUCACCCCGCCCCGCAAGUUAAAAGUCCUAAUGUUAGAACCUAGUGUUAGUCGAAUAUUUGUGCGUGUCUUUAGUUGCUGCGAGAGUUAUGUUUCCGGUUCGGAUUUUAGUUCAGUUCAAUUAACAUUUCUUAGUCGAUUUAUUUACGAAAAUGAAUUAUUUAGAUUUCUAUUAAUCUCUUGCUUCAAUAGCUCGAUAACCAUUUAA
Molecule: messenger RNA, 1885 nt
Organism: Drosophila rhopaloa
Lineage: Eukaryota; Metazoa; Arthropoda; Insecta; Diptera; Drosophilidae
Gene: Sox21a
Product: transcription factor Sox-14
Exons: 3
Coding region: 391-1542 (383 amino acids)
Biological process (GO): positive regulation of transcription by RNA polymerase II; anatomical structure morphogenesis; cell differentiation
Molecular function (GO): DNA-binding transcription factor activity, RNA polymerase II-specific; RNA polymerase II cis-regulatory region sequence-specific DNA binding
Source: RefSeq, a predicted model, not a curated record